AUGCAAGCGAUGCGGCGCAACGAGUAUGCGCGUGUGGACGCGACGGAGGUCGCGAGAGAUAAGACGGUGAGAGUCGCACGCGCAGCACCGCCGCCCGCACCCGCGCCCGCCCCGCCACUUCGACGAGCCAUCUCCGAUCAUACAUCAAUUUUUAUCCAUUGCACUCCGAAUUAUAUAACGGAUGCAAUGUUACAAGCUGAAUGCAAUUACAUGCACAAAUGCCAAUCAACAGUUAGAAUUGGCGCCGGCGCAGCUUGUGAUGCGUGGCCCGUAUGUGGGACAGACAAAUCAAGUAUUAAUUAUCCAUACAACACC
Messenger RNA from Brenthis ino (lesser marbled fritillary), 315 nucleotides. Lineage: Eukaryota; Metazoa; Arthropoda; Insecta; Lepidoptera; Nymphalidae. The record is from the annotation of a GenBank genome assembly.